This is a messenger RNA of Podarcis raffonei (Aeolian wall lizard), 2183 nucleotides long. It is a transcript of the gene TGFA, whose product is annotated as transforming growth factor alpha. The record is from RefSeq and is a predicted model, not a curated record. Bases 181 to 663 code for a protein of 160 amino acids. The transcript has 6 exons. Lineage: Eukaryota; Metazoa; Chordata; Lepidosauria; Squamata; Lacertidae. Gene Ontology annotation, biological process: positive regulation of mitotic nuclear division; epidermal growth factor receptor signaling pathway; positive regulation of cell population proliferation.
CCUCGGGACGCGCCGCCCGCUCGCCCUCCGAAGGGGCUCCCCGUCCGCCCCGCCGGGAAUGCUCGACGCCGCUGCCGCCGGGGGCCGAGGGCUGGCUAGCUGAGUCCACCGACGCCGCCGACGCCGCUGCUGCCGCCGCUCCCCCUCCUCCUCCUCCUCCUCCUCGGCUGGCCGGGCAAGAUGGUGGGCGCGGCGGCCGCCGAGGUGGCCCUCCUCACCCUCGGUUUUGUAUUAGCUGUGUGCCAGGCCGUGGAGAACACAACAUCCGCCUUGAGUGGUCCGCCAGUGGCUGCUGCUGUGAGAUCUCAUUUUAACAGCUGUCCGGAUGCUCAUAGUGAGUUUUGCUUCCAUGGUACUUGCAGGUUCUUGGUGCAAGAGGAAAAACCAGCUUGCGUCUGCCAUUCCGGGUACGUUGGGGCGCGAUGCGAACACGCGGACCUCCUAGCAGUGGUGGCCGCCAACCAGACAAAGCAAACCAUCACCGCCCUGGUGGUGGUUUCCGUUAUAGCCUCUGUUGCCCUUAUCAUGGUCUGCGUCCUAAUACACUGCUGUAGGAUACGGAAACACUGCGAGUGGUGCAGAACUGUUGUCUGCAGACAUGAGAAGCCCAACGGGCUCCUGAAAGGAGGAGCGUCUUGCUGCCAUUCAGAGACAGUUGUCUGAUGGAGACGGGGGUCUGCUGGGAUUCUUACUGCUGUGUGUAGAAGGGACCACUUGAGCAUCCUACAGGAGGCCUACAAUAUUCCAGAGGGACACUUAAGAUGGACACAGGUGCUUCCUGAGGACAGAACAGUAUUGGCAAGCAGACUCCCUGCAACUUUCGGCUUCUUGUCUGUAUCCUCCAUUCAUGCGUUGUGCUUCCAGAACUUUGCCAGAGGGAAUCCGACCCCUGCUUUGUGGAGACACGUGACGCCACACACCAGGUCAAUCCAUACAUGGAAGCCUAUGGAUAACCAAGGAAUCUCAAAAGACUUCACAUAGUAAAAUAAAGAGUAGGAAAAGUACAGGCUGGUCAUUUUUUUAAAAAGUGCACAUUGGACAGCUUCAUGUUUACGUUGCUAUGAGAAAUGCACAUGGAGGGGGUGUCUAAUACCAGGAAAGAAUUGUGUACAGUUCAGGUGGGGGUAAACUUUUGUUUCACAAUAAUCUUCCUCCUUGCUUGAGACUUCAUGGAACAUGGACUCGAGUCUUAGGAUCCUGCACUCAUUACAGAAUCCGACUCAAAAGAAGUGAUGAGCUACAUUAGUGAUUUUGAGAGAGCUAAAUUGUCCAACUGAGAAGAAGGUCUGCUGGGUUCAACUGCAAGUCCCACCCCCUGAAAAAAAUAUCUUUUUGUAUCCAGAAACCUCCAGAUGAAUUUUCCAAAGUGAUGACUUGUAUCUACCAGCACUCAACAUUUUCCGUAUUUUGAAUACCUGGAUUUAGAAAAGUAAGGACUGAGCAGCAACACCUUUGAGCCCGAACGACAGCAACAUAGCUCACAUUUCCAGCUUUCAUUAUCACUGUGCCUCCAAAUUAGAAAGUUCUUUUUCGACCCGACCCCCGUUCUGUGUAACUGGAUCAAAACAACAACAACAACCGACUGCUCUGCUGCAUUUUCCCAAAGAAUGAAAAGCAGAGACCAUUAAAAAAUGUGUUGAUUACAAGGCAAGAGAUGUUGGGAAGGAUACUACUUGGGUUAUGGUUUUUAGCACCUAAUUGAAAAAAGCCCAGCUCAUUGAAAUAGAUAAGAAUCCUACUUAAAUCACUUUGGGAUGGAUUCUUAAAAGUCAUCCCUUUGUGGUUCUAAAUAGGAAGGGAUUUUUAGGCUGCCUUAACAGGACAAUGUCAGGAGACUGGAGUGUUUCAACAGAUACUUGUGUGUCUGGAAACAUUCCAUGGGAUCAGCUGGGCUUGUUGUGCAUCUUUGCUCUGACAAUUCUAACGCAUGUUUCCAAAGACAGGGGCAAUUUGUGGAAGGGCUUCCAUGUCCCGAUACUUGUUCUGCAGGAAGACGGCUGGCUCUUGAGUGUGAGGGGUGUAGCAUGUUGCUGAGGGUCCUGAUGCCUUGCUGAGUGUGCAGCCAAAGGUGUGUUGGGAAGAGGGCUGUUCUUGUUGGCUCAAAGUUGAUGUUCACCAUUUGGGAGGUCCGCGUUCUGCCGAAACCUCUCUUCUGUAAGCCGAAUUGAAAAGCAAGAAUCAGG